AUGAAGAAGGGAAAUCAAAUGGGGGAUGAUAAUAAAAUGAAACGGAAAAAAAAUGAUAAUAAAGUUAAAAAAAUAGAAGAUGAUGGAAAAAGUGAAAAGAAAGAUACAUUUAAUCCACAACUUAGUGCUAGGGAAUUGAAAAAAAUCCAAUAUUAUGAGAAUAUGUUUAAAAAAAUAGAACAGCAAAGAGAAGAAAAUAAUAAUGAAGUUGAUAAUAAAAAUAAAAAAGUCCAUAGUAAUGUAAAAAAGAAUAAGAAAGAAGAUAAUGAAAAAAGGGAUGAACAUACAGUAUCAAAAAAGGGGGAUAGUAAAAGUGAAAAAUAUAAUAAGCAUGGGUUUUUGAAAAAAGGAAAAGAUAACAAUAAUAAUGAUUUACGUCGAAUAAAUAAGAAAAAAAAAAAGAAGAAAAAGUUAAUGAAUAAUUAUAAAAGUAUAUAUGAAGAAGAUUCCAUUAGUGACAAUAAUAGUGAUACUAAUAGUGACCCUAAUGAAAUAGAUUUAAAAAAUGAAGAUUAUAAUAAUAGUAAAAAUCAUAAUUUAAAUAAAGAAGAUAAAAUAUCAAAGGGAAAUAUUUAUGAAAAAAAAAAAUUAAAAAAACCCAAAAAUGAAGAUAAAUUUAAUUAUAGUUUGUUUAGUAGUGAUGAUAAUAGUGAAAAGAAAGAGAAUGUCUUAAAUAGUAAUUCAUCUAUAAAUAAUGAAAAAAAUAUACAACAUAUCAAUAAUAUCAACAAUUUCAAUGAGGUGGAUAAAAGCAUAAAUCGAAUGGAAUAUAAUUAUGAUGAUACACAUAAUAUAAUUGAAAUAAAGAAGAGAAAAGGGAAUAGUAGAAAAAGAAAUAAUAUUUUAAAAAUUCAUUAUAAAAGGGGAUAUGCAUCAGAUAUAAGUAUUGAGGAAAUAUGUGAUAAGGGAAUAGUAGAUAAUAGUAGUAUGAUUAAAAAUAAUGGUAAUAAUUUAAUUAGUCUUUUACGAUUUAAGAUAUAUAAUAAUAAUUUUUUAAAAAAACAGGAUAAAUAUGUAGUAAAAAGGAAAAGAUCUUUUUCAGUAAAUUCAUCAUUAAAUGAAUAUUUUUUAGAAACUGAUGUUAUUAAUUUAAAAAAUGUAGACGAUUGUAGUAGUACGGAUAGUAAUUUUUUUGAAGAUGAGAAUAAAAUAGAUUUGUUAUCAAAUUUUGGGGAUCCAGAAAAAGAGAAUUUAUUUGAAUUUUUAAAAAAAACUAGCGAUAAAAUGAAUGAAUAUAAAUGGAUAAAAAGUAUGGGAGUAAAAAAUGAAUUAUCUUAUUUAAAUUGUAGUCCCGAAUAUGAAAAGGGAAAUAUUUCAAGUAGAUUAAAUAGUAGUGAUAAACCAAUUAUAAAAUAUAAAAAUAAUUUAAAUUUAUUUUUAAAAGGAAAAGAGGAAUCUUAUGAAAAUAUAAAUAUAAAAUCAAAUAGUAUGGAUGAUUAUAUUGAUGAGGAAAAUGAUACAAAUAAAAUGUUGUUGUAUAAUAAUAUGAACGUUCAGAAUUUUGAUGAAUGUAAUACUAUUAAAUUUGUUAAUAAAGAAUAUGAUGUUAAUUUUUGUAUGAAAAGAUAUUUAAAUGAUAUGAAAUAUAUUAAUUUAAAAAAGUUUAAAAAAAUUAAAAAAAGAAAUUUAAAUUCAUAUGUUAAAGGUUGUACGAAAAUUUUGGACACUGAUAAGGUUGAUAAUUUAAUUUUUGUCUUAAGAACAUUUACAAAUGUAAUUGAAAACGGUGAAGAAAAAAUGGAAUAUUAA
Plasmodium vinckei vinckei is the source of this 1749-nucleotide messenger RNA. Its product is annotated as conserved Plasmodium protein, unknown function. The record is from RefSeq and is a predicted model, not a curated record. The transcript has a single exon. Lineage: Eukaryota; Apicomplexa; Aconoidasida; Haemosporida; Plasmodiidae. The coding region runs from base 1 to 1749 and encodes 582 amino acids.